Messenger RNA from Octopus bimaculoides (California two-spot octopus), 3287 nucleotides. Its product is annotated as long-chain-fatty-acid--CoA ligase ACSBG2. Gene Ontology annotation, cellular component: membrane; endoplasmic reticulum. The record is from RefSeq and is a predicted model, not a curated record. Gene Ontology annotation, molecular function: long-chain fatty acid-CoA ligase activity. Lineage: Eukaryota; Metazoa; Mollusca; Cephalopoda; Octopoda; Octopodidae.
ACGUCAUUUGAAGCAGUUCAAAUCCAGCUGUUGCUGUUGAGAGCAGUAGUAGCAGCAGUUCAAGCAAUAUCAGCAGCAACAGUAGCAGUCACCGUAGUAUUUAGUAGUAAAUUAUUAAAAUUAAACCUUUACCUACACGCCUCUUAUUUAAUUUAAAUAUUUAUUUAUGUAUGAUUUUUAUCAUCUUCAGCAUUACGUUGAAGGAGAGAGAGGAAUUCAUAAAGUAUUUUACAUGUGAAUAGAAAGGCAGAGGUCGAUCGUGUAUUUAGAAACAACGAACCUCAGUUAUGAGUAAAAACAUGAGAUGAAAAAUACGUCAGCUUCAUUGAGUUGACUCAUACCGCUCUGUGUAUCGACAUAGUGUAUUAAAACCAACGUUAAGAUAUAUAUUUUUUCAUACACACAAUAUCUUUAUUUAUUUAAUCAAUUAACUACCAAUUUAUAGAAAAUAAUCGAAAUUUACCUUGGGGAUACUGUUACUACUCUCUUUGGAUAUUCUAAGUACGUACCUACCUAACCUUCGUGUUUGGGUGUAUGUUUAUUUUAUACAUAACACUGGUCUUCUGCGAUACAUUAUUCUAAAUAUUUAACGCUAUAAUGGGUGAUACAGAUGUAAUUGUGACUAAAUACACCAAUAACAAUGGAAUGGAACUGGAUUCCAAACAGCCAGCUGUCUGCAUAACAGAGCGAAGUUCAAAACCAGAAUCCAAUGGUGUUUCUGUUGAAAAUGGUGGUGUGCCAAUUUCCAACACAGAUGAAUUUAAUUAUGAAGUAACUAAUCAGCUGGCACCUGCAAAUUCUUACACUGCUGUUAAUUCGUGUGACACUGUUAACCUUCGAAUCGGUGACAAAGAAUUUUGCAAUCUCCCACCAAUUUCUGUUCCUUCCCUUCUCCACUCUACAGUACAGAAAAUACCAAAUACAACAGCAUUAGCUGUGAAACGUGACAAUGUCUGGAUAAAGUGGUCUUACAAAGAAUAUGAAGAGGAAGUUUUGUGUAUUGCUAAAGCUUUUAUAAAGUUGGGUUUGGAGCCUCAUCAUGGUGUUGGUAUCCUGGGUUUCAACUCUCCAGAAUGGUUGAUUUCCAAUUUAGCUGCAAUAUAUGCUGCUGGUAUAUCAGUUGGAAUAUACACAACAAAUACAGCAGAAGCUUGUGCAUUUGUUGCCAAAGACAGCAACACAAAUAUCAUGAUUGUGGAAAAUCAUCAACAAUUACAGAAGAUUUUGGAAGUACGUGACAGCUUACCUGACUUGAAGGCAAUAGUUGUUUAUUCUGGAGAGGUUGCUGUUAAGGAGCCCAAUAUCUAUUCGUGGCAAGAGGUGAAGAAAAUGGGUGCUGAAUUACCAAUGUCACUUGUUCAUCAAAGACUUCAGACCAUCAGUCCAAACAAAUGUUGUUUACUUAUUUACACUAGUGGAACAACAGGUAACCCAAAAGGUGUAAUGAUCAGCCAUGACAAUUUGACAUGGACAGCACAUGUGGUUCAACAAAACACGCCCAUUGAAUUUGGCAAUGAGUACAUCCUGAGUUAUCUACCAUUAAGUCAUGUUGCAGCACAGUUACUAGAUAUAUAUAUGACGAUUUCAGUUGGCGCCUCGCUUUACUUUGCACAACCAGAUGCUUUAAAGAGUUCUCUAGCGGUUACAUUAAGAGAAGUACGUCCAACCUUUUUCCUGGGUGUGCCCAGAGUUUGGGAGAAAAUUGUGGAAAGGAUAAAAACUGUUGGUCAUGAAUCAAGUAAUCUGACAAAGAAGAUUGCAACUUGGGCUAAAUCUGUUGGAUUGAAAGGAAACUAUAGCCGUAUGAAUGGAGAAACCAAAUCAUUGAGUUGUGCUUGUUCUUCCAGACGGACCUCAAAACCUCUUCUCUGGCCUGUGGCAAAUGUUUUAGUAUUUAAAAAAGUGAGGUCCACUCUUGGACUUGACCGGUGUAAGUUGUGCAUCACUGCUGCUGCACCGAUUAUGAAGGAAACUCUUGAUUUUAUGAUGAGUCUUAACAUUCCAGUUCUAGAAAUUUAUGGCAUGAGUGAAAGUACCGGUCCACACACAAUAUCUGUUCCUAAGAAAUUUAAAGUUGGAAGUGUAGGAUGUGACUUGUGUGGUGUGCAGACAAUGUUGCAUUCUGUGGACAGUGAUGGUAAUGGUGAGGUUUGUAUGCAUGGCAGACACGUGUUCAUGGGUUACUUGAAAGCUCCAGAGAAAACUAAAGAAGCCAUUGAUGAGGAUGGUUGGUUACACUCUGGCGAUAUUGGCAAGAAAGAUAAAGAUUUUCUAUACAUAACUGGGAGAAUUAAAGAAAUAAUAAUCACUGCUGGGGGUGAAAAUAUUGCCCCAUGUCCAAUUGAGGAGGCUGUCAAGGAAGAAUUGUCGAUUGUUAGCCAAUGUAUGGUGGUUGGUGACAAGCGCAAGUUCCUGUCGAUGCUCAUCACCUUGAAGGUGGAUAUUAAUCCUGACACCCUGGUACCAACCGACAAACUAACUACUUUAGCUGUGAUUUGGUGUCGGAAUGUUGGCUCAAAUGCCACUACAGUCUCGGAAAUAGUUAACCAGAAAGACGAAAAUGUAAUGAAAGCUAUUCAGAAUGCUGUUGAUAAAGCCAAUCUAAAAGCAGUGUCCAGAGCUGCUAAAGUGCAGAAAUGGUCCAUAUUACUCAAAGAUUUCUCAAUACCUGGAGGAGAGUUGGGUCCAACAAUGAAGGUGAGACGUCCUAUUGUUCAUAAGAUGUAUUCAACUCUCAUCGAUUCAUUUUACUGAAAUAAAGUAACUAGGUGAAGUUUCCUAUUACAGUGAUCUAGUUUGCAAUAGCUGAGAGGUUGUCAAGUCUAUUUACUACAACUUAAUGUUGAAGUACUGUAUAAUCUAAGUAGCUUCAUAGCUGGCUAUAUUUCCCUAAUAUCUUGCAAAUUAGUUCAUUCCCCGAUGGGAAUGUAUCAGUAUCCAAACUGGAAGAAUACAACUUCUACUUUAUCCUUCAACUUUGACAGCAAUUAAUAUUCUAGCAAAUUAAAAAUCUGAAUUUUUACUAAAACAACUUGGUAUUAGUUUAAUUCUUAUCUUCAGUUUCAAACACCAUGUUUAAAGGACUUUAGUCCUUAUUAUUGGCAGCUGCAAAAUAGACUUAAUGAUUGUUCCAUCCAGCACUUUUGUGCUGUCAACAUCACCAGAAGAUCCAAUCGGAAUCAAAACAUUUACUUUGAUUCACAAAGUAAUGAUUUUCUUUGUUUGUUUUUUUUUGUUUUUUUUUUAUUACCAUGCACUGAAAUUAAAAUUAUUUAAUAAAUCAUAAA